GAAGCCAUUCACACCACUCAGCUCUGAAUCCUCAGCCAUGCUGCACUUCACCAGGGGUUUGGAUUCUGCCCUUGGUCAUACAAAGGGCUCUUCUCUCAGGAAUCUGUUAUGAAUGUUAUACUUCUAUCAAACAACAGUCUCUUUGGAUACAUUGCGCAACAUUAGUUUGUAAAGAAGGAGUUUGUUUUGUGAUAUAUGGGUCCUUGUUUGGACUAAAGCGAUCAGGGAAACCAACGUAUAUCUCAACCACAACAGACUAACAUGCCUCCAAAGAAAAAGACCCUGAGGGACGUAGAUGGUCAUGAGGAGCGGAAUGCCCAGGUCCAGUUGGAGAAGGCCAAGUACAAGCCUGUGGCAUUUGCUGUGCGGUGUAACUUCUAUUACAUACCAGCAGACGACGACAACAUCCCAGUACCAGGCCAGGCUGUCACCUUCGAGGCCAGAGACUUUCUACACGUCAAAGAGAAGUUUAAUAGUGACUGGUGGCUUGGGCGUCCGGUGAAAGAGGAUGGAGUGGUGGGGUUCAUACCCAGUCCAACCAACCUGGAGACCAUCCUGAUCAGGAGAGAUGUCCAGGCCAGGAAAGCUGCCAAAGCUCUGGCCAGUAAAGCAGCAGUUUCUCAAGACACAAAUAAAAAAUACACCCCGCCUUCAACUGUUGCUCAAGCUCAAAAGAAGUCGGGGGAGCAGGUGGCAGCCUAUGACGUGGUUCCUACCAUGCGGCCUGUGGUGCUGAUGGGGCCCUCACUGAAGGGCUUAGAGGUAACAGACAUGAUGCAGAAAGCACUCUUCGACUUUUUAAAACACAGAUUUGAAGGGAGAAUUACUAUAACUCGUGUGACUGCAGACAUCGCUCUAGCGAAGCGGUCCAUACUCAACAACCCCAACAAGAAAGCCCUGAUGGACCGCUCAAACACACGCUCUAACCUAGAUACUGCUGCCCAAAUCCAGGGGGAGGUGGAGCGGAUUUUUGAGCUAGCCCGGAGCCUACAACUGGUGGUUCUGGAUGCAGACACAGUGAACCACCCCAUCCAGCUGUCUAAAACAUCUCUGGCCCCCAUCCUGGUCUACAUCAAGGUCUCCUCCCCCAAGGUGUUAUCAAGGCUGAUCAAGACCAGGGGUAAGUCUCAGACCAAACAUCUCAACGUCCAGAUGGUGGCUGCAGACAAGCUGGCCCAGUGCCCAACGGAGAUGUAUGACGUAAUCUUGGAUGAGAACCAGCUGAGUGAUGCCUGUGAGCACAUAGCAGACUACCUAGAGGCCUACUGGAGGGCCACCCACCCUCCAGAAACAGAACCUGUUAACCCCUUAGUGGAGAAGCUGGCAGAGAACACUCUGGCUAUCAGCCCUGCUCCAAAGAAGUGAGAUAUCUUUUUCUGGAUGGAGAGGGAAUUAAUAAGCCAUCUGCGAUGAAGAGGAAGGGUUCCCAUGACCACCAGGCUGACAAGCACACCCAGCCCGCAGAGAGGAGAAAGAAACAUCUCUCAGACAAUCACACACCCACGACCACCCUACAAACCACCCUAACCACCACAACUGCAGGACAGAGCACCACACUCAGCCUCAGUAGAAAGAGAAUAUCUCCAGCCUGGACAAAGAUCACUGCCAGUUGAAGAGGAGCGGGAGGAGGAGCACUACAGCCCCAAGACAGUCUCACAGAGACCAUAACCACCAUCACCAUCACCAUACCACCCCCCCCCACCACCACCCAAACCACCUCAGAACCAACCACCAUCACCACACAACCCCCCUGACUACCACCCAAGCCACCUCAGAACCAACCACCAUCACCACCCGACCCCCCCACCACCACCCAAACCACCUCAGAACCAACCACCAUCACCACACA
Molecule: messenger RNA, 1849 nt
Organism: Oncorhynchus tshawytscha (Chinook salmon)
Lineage: Eukaryota; Metazoa; Chordata; Actinopteri; Salmoniformes; Salmonidae
Gene: cacnb2b
Product: calcium channel, voltage-dependent, beta 2b
Exons: 15
Coding region: 262-1365 (367 amino acids)
Biological process (GO): chemical synaptic transmission; neuromuscular junction development; regulation of voltage-gated calcium channel activity
Cellular component (GO): voltage-gated calcium channel complex
Molecular function (GO): protein binding; high voltage-gated calcium channel activity
Source: RefSeq, a predicted model, not a curated record